CAAAGAACGCCAUGCGUUACACUCAUAUAGAAAUCACUGUCUGUGACGUAACAAGGUUAAGUAGAUGUCAUAAUAACACUGAAGUGACGUAACGUACUUCAGUUUUUAAACAUUUGAAAGGCUAGAGCAGGUUGGGCAGUUAGAUUGGAAAGAGAAUUUACAUUAAACAAAGGCAAGUGAGAGCAUUUCCGAUCAGUUAUAGCUUCAUUAAAAUGUGUGGUUGUUUGAAACUUCCGAGUUUAACGCAAUGUAUUGUUUUACCGUCACUUAUUAGCUGUAGCCAGCGCCUCACUAGCUAUUAUAGCUAUAGUAACCGGACAGAGAACAGGAGCUCUCUAACUGUUAGCCCGCCUUACCAACGUAUCGUCAAGUAUGGGGAAUAUAGUUCAGAGAAGCUCGUACGAAUGGGUAUGUACGGACGAGCCGCAUGCUACUAGAAGAAGAGCGAUGCUAGAAAAGUAUCCGGACCUAAAAAAGUUAAUGACAGUGAACCCGCACUUUAAAUGGGUGGUCGCUGCAGAAGUUGCAUUCCAGUUAAUGAUGUGUUACUUCGUUAAGGACCUUUCAUGGCCUUUGUUGAUAAUUACCACAUAUUUUAUAGGAGGAACCAUAAACCACAGUCUCACGCUCGCUGUUCACGAGUUAAGCCACAACAGGGCUUUCGGGCAUGGAAAACACGCCAUGUGGAACCGUGUUCUUGCUUUUGUCGCAAACUUUCCGGUGGGCGUUCCUUUCUGUGUCUCUUUUAAGAAGUAUCACCUGGAACACCAUAGGCAGUUAGGUGUGGACGGUUUAGACACUGAUAUACCAAUGGAAAUUGAAGGAAACUUUUUCAGAACUACUGGGCUUAAACUACUAUGGGUGAUUCUGCAGCCGCUCUUGUAUUCAGCUCGACCGCUAUUUAUAAACCCGAAACCAUUGAACAGAUUGGACUACUUGAACUUAUCCCUACAAAUUCUAUUUAACAGUCUACUUUUGUCAUCAUGGGGCAUAAAACCAGUAGCAUACUUGUUACUGGGGACAGCCUUCGGCCUUGGCUUGCACCCAUUGGCGGGACACUUUAUAGCUGAACAUUACAUGUUUUUAAAAGGGCAUGAAACCUAUUCGUACUAUGGUCCACUCAAUAUACUGACUUUUAAUGUGGGUUACCAUAUGGAACAUCACGAUUUUCCAAGUAUAACUGGCUCAAAGCUUCCACUAGUACGCAAGAUAGCUCCGGACUUUUACGACGAUCUACCACAGUAUAGCUCCUGGCCUAAAGUUAUUUACGAUUUUGUAACAGAUAGCACGAUCGGUCCGUACUCGCGCAUCAAAAGACCACAUUUGAAAGACACUCAAUAAAGCUUGGCACGGGAUGUUUAUUGAAGAAGAUGUUGUAUACAGACACGAACAGUGGAUAU
Messenger RNA from Ciona intestinalis (vase tunicate), 1400 nucleotides. Its product is annotated as sphingolipid delta(4)-desaturase DES1-like. Gene Ontology annotation, cellular component: membrane. Gene Ontology annotation, biological process: ceramide biosynthetic process. NCBI's taxonomy places the organism in Eukaryota, Metazoa, Chordata, Ascidiacea, Phlebobranchia, Cionidae. Gene Ontology annotation, molecular function: sphingolipid delta-4 desaturase activity. The record is from RefSeq and is a predicted model, not a curated record.